CGGUCGCCGCCGCCAUCGCCGCCAUGGCCUGGGGCGCCUCGCUCGCCGAGUGCCUGCGCGAGUGGGAGGAGCUGCAGGACGGCUACCAGCGCAUCCAGGACAACCACAAGCUGUACAAGCAGAAACUCGAGGAGCUGACCAAGCUCCAGGAUGGGAUCUCCAGCUCCAUAGCCCGGCAGAAGAAGCGGCUGAAGGAGCUGUCGCUCUCCCUCAAAAAAUGCAAACCCCAGGCGACUCCCGAGCAGGAAUCGUCCAUCCAAGAGACCCAGAGCCUGAUUAAAGAGAGGCAGAACGUUUUCUUUGAGAUGGAGGCCUACCUGCCAAAGAAGAACGGGUUGUACCUGAGUCUGGUGCUCGGCAAUGUGAACGUGACACUGCUCAGCAAACAGGCCAAGUUUGCAUAUAAAGAUGAGUACGAGAAGUUCAAGCUCUACCUCACCAUCAUCCUGCUCAUUGUCUCCUUCUCCUGUCGGUUUGUCCUCAACUCCAGGGUGACAGACGCCGUCUUCAACUUCCUCCUGGUGUGGUACUACUGCACCCUCACCAUCCGUGAGAGCAUCCUCAUCAACAACGGCUCCAAGAUCAAAGGCUGGUGGGUUUUCCAUCACUACAUCUCCACCUUCCUCUCAGGUGUCAUGCUGACGUGGCCAGAUGGGCUCAUGUACCAGAUGUUCAGGAACCAGUUUCUCUCCUUCUCCAUGUACCAGAGUUUUGUGCAGUUCCUGCAGUAUUAUUACCAGAGUGGCUGCUUGUACCGGCUGCGAGCGCUGGGAGAGAGGCACAACAUGGAUCUGACUGUGGUUCUGGCAGCUCUACAACGCCAUCACCCUGUUCCGCAUGAUCCAGCACCCCGAGUGCAAGGAGUGGCAGGUCCUCAUGUGCGGCCUCCCCUUCUUCAUCCUCUUCCUGGGCAACUUCUUCACCACCCUCCGUGUCGUCCACCAGAAGAUUCAGAACAAGAACCAGGACACAAAGGAGAAUUGAAGUGGGGCAGUGUGGGGGCCUGGACUGUUUCUCCCCACCAGCUCCAUCCCCUAUCCCCCUCUCCUCAAUUCCGUCCGGACUCUGGUGUCUCAUCCCAUUCCUCGGAGGCCUGGAUGUGGGACAGAUCUUGGGGCCUGCUCCUGGACAGUCCAUGUGCUCAGCACGGGGCUGGAUCCGUGCUGGAGUCACUCACCUGGAGUCAGGAGCACCCUGCACCUCCUCUCCUGGCUGCCUCCCACAUCCAAACAGCGGGAUGCUUGGGACAGCCACUCCCCUCCCUUUUCCUGGGAUGUUCUGUGGAUGUCCCCACCCCAGUGGGACAGGGCAGAGCCUCACACGGCUCCUGGGCUGCUCCAGGCCCCCCUUGUCCCCCCAGCCCUGCACCCAGGGCAGCCCCUGUGUGUUGAGGGCACUCCAGGGGUGUCCCAGCUCCUUCCUCACCUUCAAUCCAGAGGGAAGGGCUGGGAGCAGCAGGAGCCUGGCCCAGGCCUUUCGCUGGAGCUGUGCAAGCAGCGCCCUGGGCUGGCAUCUCCUGAGGCUGCACGGCUGAAAAUAAAGGGAAGGAGCUGCCCUGGCUCACCAGGACAGUCUGGGAACAGCUUCCACACUCUGCUCUGCAGCUUUGGGUCAUCAGGAAGUGGGUCCUGACACAACCUCCCUGUGAGGAGGGUGGAGGUGGGGGUCAAUAGGACAAUUGUCACAACAGGACAAGAGGAAACAGCCUCAGGUUUCACCAGGGGAGGUUUAGAUUGGUUAUUGUCUUCACAAAAAAGGGGUGUCCAGCCCUGCCAGGGGCUGCUCAGGGCAGUGCUGGAGUCUCCAUCCCUGCAGGGAUGUAAAAGCCAUGUAGGUGUGGCAGCUGGGGACAUGGUUGAGUGGCUGGUGUGGCAGUGCUGGGUUAAGGGUUGGGACUCAAUGAUUUGGAGGGGUUUUCCAGCCUAAAUGUGCCCAUGAUUUUAUGAAAAGUCAUCUCCCUGUGCCCUUCCACCAGCCUGGGCUGCAGGCAGGGCUCCUUCCUGUGGCACCCGAGUCUGCACAGGCUGUGGCCAGAACUGUGGCCAGCCAAGGAGCUCGGUGGAACCUCAGUGUCCCUGGAGGUGGGGAAGAGCCACCCUGCACCAGCAGCGGGAGCUCUGGAAGAACCAAAGAGCAGGUUGGGCACAGCUGCACCCCAGUCCAGAGCCCCCCACUGCCACCCUCCCUCCCCUCCCACAGCCCAGCACUCGGGGUAGGGGCUGCCCCCAGCUCAGCCUAAACCCAGAGCUGCCACCACAUCCCCAAAUUUCCUCCCAGUUACCAUUGACUGCUCCUCCUGCCUCCUUC
Parus major (Great Tit) is the source of this 2307-nucleotide messenger RNA. It is a transcript of the gene TMEM120A, whose product is annotated as transmembrane protein 120A. The transcript has 11 exons. Bases 24 to 1391 code for a protein of 455 amino acids. Gene Ontology annotation, biological process: fat cell differentiation. The record is from RefSeq and is a predicted model, not a curated record. Gene Ontology annotation, cellular component: membrane. Lineage: Eukaryota; Metazoa; Chordata; Aves; Passeriformes; Paridae.